Messenger RNA from Penicillium longicatenatum, 987 nucleotides. RefSeq names its product arylamine N-acetyltransferase family protein. Gene Ontology annotation, molecular function: acetyltransferase activity. Lineage: Eukaryota; Fungi; Ascomycota; Eurotiomycetes; Eurotiales; Aspergillaceae. Bases 1 to 987 code for a protein of 328 amino acids. The transcript has 2 exons. The record is from RefSeq and is a predicted model, not a curated record.
AUGGGUUCUGAACCAGACUGGUCCCAACGUCCCAUUUUCUCACCAGAGCAACUGGAAAAAUACUUCUCCCGAAUCAGCCUUCCUCAGCGGUAUAGGGAAUCAUCCAUUGCGCAAUCGGACAAACGCACCCAGAAUGAGGUUUCCUUGGAUUUCCUGAAAGUAUUGCAACGUUACCAAGUGGCCGCAGUGCCAUUUGAAAAUCUCAAUCUGCACUAUUCUGUCCAGCGUCAUAUCUCCAUCGACGUGGAGAAGCUCUUCCACAAGAUUGUGGAUACGAAGUCUGAGCGAGGAGGCUACUGUAUGGAAAACAAUACCUUCUUCGGCACUGUGUUGCGAAGCCUGGGAUACAAUGUCAUGUCAGUUGGAGGUCGGGUUAAUGAAGCGGCUCAGCCUAUUUCGGCCUCAAAGAAUUGGAGAGGCCCCAAAUUCGACGGCUGGAACCAUAUGGUCAACCUGGUCGUUAUUGGGCAACAAAAAUACCUGGUAGACGUGGGGUUUGGUUCUAAUGGCCCACAUCAACCUUUGCCUUUGGUUGCAAAUAUUGAGUUCCACAACGUGGGCGAGCAGUCUGGACGGCUACGCUAUGCACCAAUCUCCCAACACUCAGCCAAGGACCAAUUUCUCUGGCACUAUGAAAUUAAGAAUGGGGACGUAGAUUGGUCUCCCGCGUAUUGCUUCACCGAGACCGAGUUUCUUCCAGAGGACUUCACUAUCAUCAACUACUAUAUGAGCACUAGUCGAGAGAGCAUGUUCACAUUCCAUGUGCUAUGUGUGCGCAUGCUUCUGGACCAACAGGGCGACAAUAUUGUAGGUGAUCUCACGCUAUUCAAUAACACAUUGAAGCGUCGCCUAGGGGCUACAUCGGAGAUAGUGCAAACGUUUACCUCCGAUGAGGAGCGUGUGGCAGCACUCGAGGAAUUUUUCAAUAUUUACAUCUCCCGGGCUGAUAGAGAGAGUAUUCGCCAUACAAUUUCGGAAAUUCUUUAG